This is a messenger RNA of Aspergillus oryzae RIB40, 408 nucleotides long. RefSeq lists its product as uncharacterized. The record is from RefSeq and is a predicted model, not a curated record. NCBI's taxonomy places the organism in Eukaryota, Fungi, Ascomycota, Eurotiomycetes, Eurotiales, Aspergillaceae. Bases 1 to 408 code for a protein of 135 amino acids. The transcript is spliced from 2 exons.
AUGCCCCAGUAUCUCGGAUGCUUUGUCAUGUUAGCUACAAUUCUGUCAAUAAAGGGUUCUGGCCCUGGCCCUGGCUCUGGCUCUUGUGCUUGUUCGGGCUCUGGUUCGAGUUCGGGUUCGGGCUCUGGUUCUUGGACUGGUUCAGGCUCUGGCUCCAGUACCGGCUCUGGCUCGGCCUCAGGUUCAGGCUCUAUCUCUUGUGCCGAUUCGGGCUCUGACUCCGGUACUGGCUCUGGCUCUGGUGCUGCUUCAAGAACCUCGACAGGACCCUCCGCUAUAAGCUCCGGUGCUGGGGGAGGCCAUACAAAAUCCUUCCCAGGAGCAGGCAACCCUUUGCUGACCAGCAGUCUCGUUCGUUUCUUUUUCAUCCUAGGAUUGAGCUUCUUCCAUCCUUUAUACAGUGGAUGA